Hordeum vulgare subsp. vulgare (domesticated barley) is the source of this 993-nucleotide messenger RNA. RefSeq lists its product as uncharacterized. Bases 218 to 826 code for a protein of 202 amino acids. Lineage: Eukaryota; Viridiplantae; Streptophyta; Magnoliopsida; Poales; Poaceae. The transcript has 2 exons. The record is from RefSeq and is a predicted model, not a curated record.
UCGAUCGAUUGACUCCUUCGCUUUAUCACCUCGCAACCAACCAGCGUCGCAUCGCAAGGGAGCAGAUUUAAAAUGGCUUCGUUUACCACCUCGCUAAUCACACUCCUCUCCUCUCGUCUCGGCGGCUCCUCCAUAUAAUCCCAACCCAACCUCCACCUUCUCGUCCUUCUCGUCGGAAUCCAGAGUCCACACGCGAGAACUCGCAGCACCGACGGACAUGGGGAACUGCCAGGCGGCGGACGCGGCGGCCGUGGUGAUCCAGCACCCGGGCGACGGCAAGGUCGAGCGCCUCCACUGGCCGACCACCGCGGCGGACGUCAUGCGCAGGAACCCCGGCCACUACGUCGCGCUCGUCGUCCUCCAUCACGGCUCUGGCGGUGGCGUUGACGUCAACCCCGCCGUCGCCGGAGGAGGUGCGAGGAUAACCAAGGUGAAGCUCCUCAAGCCCCGGGACACGCUCCACCUCGGCCAGGUCUACCGCCUCAUCACCUCCCAAGAGGUGAGCAAGGCCGUGCAGACGAGGAGGCAGGAGAGGACGCGCGGCUGCGAGGGGGCGAUCGAGCAGGAGCGGCCGCGGCUGCACCGGCGGCGCCAACCGCCGAGGCCGAGGGGCGACACCGCGGCAACCACGGCCGCCAGCGGAGAACAGAGGCAGCCCGCCGAUCACCAGGAGCGGAAGCGGCUGGAGAAGGACCGGCACCACCGGAGCAUCGCCGCGGGCCGCGGCGGAGGCAGAGGGCGGCACUGGCGCCCGGCGCUGCAGAGCAUCACAGAGUCGUCGUCGUCGUUGGGCGGACACGCCGACUGCGAGGACACAUCUAAAUGAACUACGGAGUAGAAAUGGUAGGGAGGAGCUAGAAAUGUGUGUACAUUUUGCGAGAGGAGCGGCAAGGCAUGGCCACCAGAGUGUUGCCCUUUCGUUGUGGCGAUGGAACAGUGACCGUAUGAACGUGCGUGAAAAACUGAAAAUACAUCCAGAGGCCUCUGUCCUGC